UUUUCCCGGAAAAUCGUGGACCUCGUAAACACAUAAUCAUGUAUACUUCAAUGGCUCUCUCCAGUCCACUCACACCAACCCAAAAGGAAUAAACCCAUCCAGCUUUACCGAUCACAAGUCGUAAACAACAAAGAAAAGAAGAAGAAAACCAUUGUUUCAUAUCGGAGCUUUGAACAUGUCUUCAAUGGCGGCCUCAUCGGGAUUCGGGUUUAAGGGAGGUCUAGGAAGUUCGUUUAGCGGGGGUGAAGACUAUCCCGUGUUGGCUAAAUCGGUUCCCUGCGUCGUUAGUGUCGGAAAGGCCGUUCGAGCUCAGCCGGUGAUGAAGAAUGUUAACGAAGGGAAAGGGUUGUUCGCACCGCUUGCGGUGGUUACCCGCCUGAUUGUUGGCAUGAAGAGGUUCAACCAGCUGAGGGGAAAGCCAUCGCCUUGCAUUCUCAGCAAUAGGGGCCGAUGGUUAGGGACUGAUUCGUCUAGCAAAGAAGAAUGGAAAAAGGCUUGGAUUCCUUGCAUGAUUUUAUGUAAGCUUUUAUGUCGAAAACAUCCUUCAGUCUAGUUUGUAUUGCUAUAUAAUUUUCGGACAAGAAAACGAAACUUAAAAGCAAACUCGUAUCCGAACAGAAGUACGAAUUCCUAUGAUUAACAGCAGAAAUGAGAA
This is a messenger RNA of Hibiscus syriacus, 655 nucleotides long. Its product is annotated as protein PROTON GRADIENT REGULATION 5, chloroplastic-like. Gene Ontology annotation, biological process: photosynthetic electron transport in photosystem I; response to high light intensity. Gene Ontology annotation, cellular component: chloroplast. The transcript has 2 exons. Bases 176 to 553 code for a protein of 125 amino acids. The record is from RefSeq and is a predicted model, not a curated record. Gene Ontology annotation, molecular function: electron transfer activity. Lineage: Eukaryota; Viridiplantae; Streptophyta; Magnoliopsida; Malvales; Malvaceae.